Molecule: messenger RNA, 1595 nt
Organism: Schistosoma guineensis
Lineage: Eukaryota; Metazoa; Platyhelminthes; Trematoda; Strigeidida; Schistosomatidae
Source: the annotation of a GenBank genome assembly
GAACAAAGUCUUGUUUAAUGUACUUUAAUCGAAUUGAUUUCAUUGUUUAAUUAUGAAUGGAAUCAUUGAAAACAAUUGAACUAUCCAUAGAUUGUAUAAACCUUCAUGUUAACUAUUUGAAAAUGUUUUAUAAUUAGCAAAAUAAUCAAGACAAUCAUAUCAAGUUAUUUACUUAUUGUCAUGGUGGAAAUUGUUAUUGAUCAUAGAAAACGUUCUAAAGAAAUAAGAUCUCAUGCUUACAAUCACAAAAUUGUCCGGUUUAAUUCACGAUCAGGAAAUAAUUCAUUGAAUCAAUCUACAAUAAAUAAAGAUCCUCCAGAGGAGAAAUCUAAUGAAUCAACCGUAUACAAUCAAUACUGGUCAACAAAUGAUUUACUGUCUUUUGAAUGUGACAGUAAUGAUAAUGAAAAAUGGCACCAUUCAAAUGAAACUGAAUAUCAUAGAGCUAACCUUGAUGAUAGAUUAGGUGUUAAUUUUAAUUCUGGAGUAUUUGAUUGGUCUCAAAGUGAAUCUUGGUUAAUUGUUCAAAAUGCUAUAAUAAACACCAUUCUUUGUAAACCAAAUCUAGAUAUCAGUGAAGCCGUCAAAAAUAUGAGACAACUGGUAAACUCUGGAACUGAAACAGCUACUAUUGUUGAAUAUUGUGAUAAAAAGGUGUUACGUAACACUAUGCGUACUCUUCGCAGACCGUUGGAAAAGUUAAAUGGCAAUGAAUUGAUCAGUGAACUAAUAAGAAUUUGGAAAUAUUAUAUAAACUAUAGUUAUCCUAUUAUUUUAUUAAUAUUCACUACAGUGUCAGUUCCACAAAAAACAAUUGAAUACAUGUUAGGAGCUUCCUUUUUAAAGUAUAUACUUGAGAGGAUGAAAAUUGAAGACAUUAUCAAGAAACAGAAUAACAAAAUUAAUUCGCAUGUUCGACACAUGUAUUACACAAUACUAUAUGAAUUUCCAAUGGUAAUGAUGAGAACGUUUUCAAGCUAUCACUAAUGGAUUUUAUCACUCUACAAAGAUUAUUAGACAUCCAAAAUUAUAUGAGAUAUUAUUCUAUAUUCGUUUGAUAUUGAUGUGAACAGAGAAACAAGAAGUCUUGACAAACUACGGAAGCUAUUUUUCGGCGGACGUUAUUUCAUUUAAUUCAAAGCUUGUAAAACAGUAACAUUUAUUUUUAUCCCUAGUCUAUCCUACAGAACAUAAGCUUUCGUUUAAUGUAUGAUUCAUUGUCAUAGCUCUUUUUGUUCCCAAGCUAUUGUAAUUUAAACAUAGUAUUUUGUACCCAAUUUUCUAUACUAAUCCCCAGUUUCGGAUAUAAUUGUAUCUUCUUAAUUAUUGUACGUUGUGGUCAGGUUAGUCAUCUAUUUAUUCAUGUAUCUUUUUACACUGAUCUGAAAUCGGGAACCAAAUCGGAAUUUCAUACACAUAGUUCCCUUUAUUAUUUUAAAUAGAGCAAGAACAAAGAUUGGUGCAGAAUAAUAAAUGGAUUCAUUUUAUUUCGUUAGGUUCUCAUCAGCUGCUUACAACCUAAAUUAUUUGAAAAUUCAACAUUAAUACAGAUAUUGACAUAUUGACAUACAUAAGAGUGUGAUGAAGGAUUAAUA